GGCCGGGCCGGGGGGCGGUGCCGGUCCCGGGGCGGUCCCGGGGCGGUCCCGGUUCCUCCCGGCUCGCCCCCGUCACAUGAUCCGGAGCCCUCGGGAAGGGCGGCGGCGAGCGGGACCGGGAGCGCCGGGAGCGCCGGCACCGGCACGGGCGGGCCAUGGCGGUCGAGGGCGGGAUGAAAUGCGUGAAGUUCUUGGUUUUCUUCUUCAACUUCAUCUUCUGGGUGUGCGGCGUGGCCCUGAUCGCCAUCGGGGCGCUGGCGCUGCUGUCGCUGGGCCGGGCGCCGGUGGCGGCCCCGGGCUGGGCCCCGGGGGCCGUGGUGGUGCUGGGGGUCCUCAUCUUCCUCACCGCCUUCUUCGGCUGCUGCGGCGCCUGGAGGGAGAGCUACUGCAUGGUCACCACGUUCGCCGUCCUGCUCAGCCUCAUUUUCCUGGUGGAGGUCGCUGCUGCCAUCGCCGGCUACGUCUUCAAGAACAAGGUGCCCGGGCUGGUGGAGGAGGGGCUGUGGGAGGCCAUGAGGGGCUACGAGCAGGACCCGGUGCUGGCGGCGACCAUGGACACCAUCCAGAAGGAGUUCUCGUGCUGCGGGGUGCACAACUUCACCGAGUGGGCGGGCGUGGGGCGCUUUGGGGACAAUGACACCGUGCCCGCCUCGUGCUGCCGCCACCCCGCCCCCGGCUGCAACCGGCACCCCACCCCCAGAGCGUGUUUCACGGAGGGGUGCCUGCCCAGCCUCGAGGCCUGGGUCCGGGACAGAGUCGUGGUGGUGGCAGCUGUGGCACUGGGGGUGGCCUUCGUCGAGAUCCUGGGCGUUGUCUUCUCCUGCUGCCUCAUGCGGGGGAUCCGCAGUGGCUACGAGGUCAUGUAGCCCCCCCCCCCCCCAAAUCCCUGUCCCCCCGGGGGUCCUGGGGGCUCGGAGGCCCCCCGGGUUUGCAAUAAAGAGGAAAAGCUUCUAGAGA
Molecule: messenger RNA, 957 nt
Organism: Prinia subflava (tawny-flanked prinia)
Lineage: Eukaryota; Metazoa; Chordata; Aves; Passeriformes; Cisticolidae
Gene: CD63
Product: CD63 molecule
Exons: 8
Coding region: 156-866 (236 amino acids)
Biological process (GO): regulation of vascular endothelial growth factor signaling pathway
Cellular component (GO): plasma membrane
Source: RefSeq, a predicted model, not a curated record